Molecule: messenger RNA, 1462 nt
Organism: Temnothorax curvispinosus
Lineage: Eukaryota; Metazoa; Arthropoda; Insecta; Hymenoptera; Formicidae
Product: calcium release-activated calcium channel protein 1-like
Exons: 4
Coding region: 519-1409 (296 amino acids)
Biological process (GO): store-operated calcium entry
Cellular component (GO): membrane
Molecular function (GO): store-operated calcium channel activity
Source: RefSeq, a predicted model, not a curated record
UCGCGAGCGUAACGCGUACAGCGCGUUUCUUUUCCGCUCCGAGGGCGCGAAGCGGUUUCCGUUCUUGCACGGAUUCCUGCGUUCCGCGAGUGUUAACGGGAGUUCCCGGGAGUCGCGCUCUUCCCGCUGGACUCACGUGGGCGAUUCACGCGGUGUUUCGCGGCCCGAUCCCCUUUCCAUUUAUCGAAGUAACGCGUUAGCGCGCAUCACGGUAAAGUCGGUAUUUCUGUAUAGUUCUCAGUGCGAGUUAGUUUGGAUUUCUCUGUGCUAUAAAUACCGAGAGGAAUGAUAUUUAUAAUGUUUAAUCGUGAUAAUGGAAUUAAACGCCAACAUGCGCCGCGCAGAAUACAUUUCCGCGUAUCUAUAAAAUUUGAAACCGUAUCGAAAAAUUUUCGUUGUCAUUAGUUUUAUCUUCGAUUUAUUCGGUAUACGAAUAACUGUUGCUCGCGAGGCUCAUUUCUAAUUCCGAAUACGUAGUUGCUAAUAUUGCGACCCAUUUCGCGCUUUCCUUUGCGAACAUGGAACCCCGUCGACGUGUUGAUAUCGGCACCUCUCCGGACCGAGCAGCGCAAGGAUCAAGCCUGAUGUCCGUAUGGUCGACCAGCACCGGGCGCAAUUCACUGUUUGGCGCGGAGAGCGGCGGAGCGGUGCUCCCCACUUCGCACUUGCCGACCCACGUACACGUGGCGCACGAACACCUGCGCAACGCUGACGGCCACUGCUUUCACAAGCCGUUCCACGAUUACUGUCAGUCGACGAUGUCGCAAGCGGGGGAUGGUCUUCACACGCCGAGCUACUUGUCUUGGAGGAAACUGCAGCUGAGCCGCGCGAAGCUCAAGGCGUCCAGUAAAACGUCGGCCUUGCUCUCCGGUUUCGCUAUGGUCGCCAUGGUGGAGGUACAGCUGAAUGCCGACACAUGCGUUCCACCGGAGAUGCUGAUCGCCUUCGCCGUGUGCACGACCUUGCUCGUCGCCGUACACAUGCUGGCGCUGAUGAUAUCCACGUGUAUACUGCCGAACAUCGAGGCCGUCUGCAAUCUCCAUAGCAUAAGCCUUGUGCACGAGUCACCGCACGAGCGUCUACACUGGUACAUCGAGAUCGCGUGGGCAUUCUCCACUUUGCUGGGCCUCCUUCUGUUCCUGUUGGAGAUCGCGAUACUCUGCUGGGUGAAGUUCUAUGACAUCUCGAAGGUUGCCGCCUGGUCGGCCUGCAUAGUGCUGAUACCGGUGCUGAUAAUAUUUCUCGCCUUUGCGAUACACUUCUAUCGAAGUCUGGUCGCGCAUAAGUACGAGGUCACGGUGUCCGGCAUACGGGAGCUCGAGUUACUCAAGGAGCAGAUCGAGUCCACGGACGUGGAGGGUAGAAACGGCGUGAAUCUCUUGCAGACCCCGGUAACGCAUAUCGUUUGAAUCGGUCUUCGGAAUUUUCCCUGCCGCCGGAAUUGGACUCGUGAAUCGAGCGC